Molecule: messenger RNA, 1762 nt
Organism: Rhinichthys klamathensis goyatoka
Lineage: Eukaryota; Metazoa; Chordata; Actinopteri; Cypriniformes; Leuciscidae
Gene: wasf3a
Product: WASP family member 3a
Exons: 9
Coding region: 208-1656 (482 amino acids)
Biological process (GO): actin cytoskeleton organization; positive regulation of Arp2/3 complex-mediated actin nucleation
Cellular component (GO): cytoskeleton
Molecular function (GO): actin binding; Arp2/3 complex binding; protein kinase A regulatory subunit binding
Source: RefSeq, a predicted model, not a curated record
CACAGUUGUAAUCUCAAAAGAAGCUUCCCGAUCGUGAAAUGCAAUUGGUGCACAGAACUGUCAAUCAACAUGAUAAUCCCGCCCUAAUGCGCGAUCCCUUGAUGGAAGAGUGACCAGACCUCCGUCUCAUCUGACGUGCGUCUGCAUUCCACACACUUUUGGUGCUGAAGUUUGUUGGUGUGUGUGUGUGUGUGGUGAGGUGAAGCCAUGCCGCUGGUCAAGAGAAACAUCGAGCCAAGGCAUCUGUGCAGAGGAGCUUUACCUGAGACCAUCAGCAAUGAACUGGAGUGUGUGACCAACAACACACUCUCUGCCAUCAUACGCCAACUCAGCAGCCUCAGUAAACAUGCCGAGGACGUGUUUGGUGAGCUCUUUAAUGAAGCCAAUACAUUCUACCUGCGUGCUAAUUCUCUACAGGACCGCGUAGACCGUCUUGCAAUCAAGGUCACUGAGUUGGACUCUAGUGUGGAGGAAGUAUCACUUCAGGACAUUAACAUGCGUAAAGCCUUCAAGAGUUCUACUGUUCAAGACCAGCAGGCGGUGACAAAGAGCAGCACUCCAAACCCCAUCACAGAGAUGUACAACACCAGCGACAAACCACCACCUCUGAACAUACUGUCUGCUUACAGGGAUGACCAUAUUGAUGGAAUCAAGUUCUACACAGACCCCUCAUAUUUCUUUGACUUGUGGAAGGAGAAAAUGCUUCAAGACACAGAAGACAAGAGAAAAGAGAAGAGGAAAUAUAGGGAGCAGAAGCGGGGAGUUGAUGGGACGCUGCCUCGUGAGGUGAAGAAGGUUCGUAAGGCUCAUAACCGCAGACAGGAAUGGAACAUGAUGGCUUUUGAUAAAGAGCUACGGCCGGACCAUCGUCAUCAUCAUCAUACACUUCGCAGGGGUGUAUCGUCUGAGGGCUCGCUGUCUCCAGAGUACAGACCACAUCCAAACAGCUCCGACUACCCAGUCCCAGCAUGCCACGCUCCAGCCCGAGCACAUCCCGUGGACACAGCAUCACAGGGUGCUAAUGGAGGGGUGGAGCACGAGUACCACAGCAUCGGAGGGCCUGCAGGGGUAACUGUGGCUGCUGAUGGAGGUUACAGAGUGGCUUUACUCGCUCGAACACAUCCAGCUCCUCCACAGUACCUGCCCCGGGAAAACGGGGUCAAUGGAGCCGUCAUGCUUCCACCAACAGACUAUGGUUUGAUGGAGUACUAUGCCAGUUCAGGCCCGCCGCCUCCUCCACUGGCUCUCCUCAUUCCCUCUGCACAGACGGCGUUUGCCUCACCUCCAGCUACUCCUCAUCCUGGACCAAUCACAUCAUCCCUACGGUGUCCUCUUCCACCUGUCCCACCUCCCGGACCGGUUUCAGCUUCGCCUCCUGGAGGUCCUCCUCCUCCUCCAGCGCCUCCACCUCAUCCCGGUGCACUCGGAGAGGGACGGAGACGCUGUCUGAAGCCCGUCGCAGACGCUCGCAGUGACCUACUCUCAGCAAUACGCAUGGGCAUCCAACUAAAGAAAGUACAGGAGCAACAGGAACAGCAGGCUAAACGAGAGCCGGUGGGGAAUGACGUGGCCACUAUACUCUCUCGCCGCAUAGCCGUGGAGUACAGCGACUCAGAAGACGACUCAGAGCUUGAUGAGAAUGAAUGGUCUGACUGAUUAUGGUCAGCCACACACACAAUGGUAGAAUAGAGACCUUCCUUGUAAAUAAAUACGUUCACCUUCAGACACCCACAUAUAGUUGAUUAUUAACUCUUUCCACGCC